AUGAUAAUACCUACAAUUAUACAAGGUAUUUUUUUUGGAAGUAGUGAUUGUGGAUGUCCAACACCACCACCAACAACAACACCACCACCUCCUCCACCACAACAAUUAUGUAUUACCCUUCCAUGUCUUCCUCCACUUCAACUUCCUCAAAUACCAUUACCUCAGUUAUGUCCAUGUGCUCCAGCAGCUCCUUCCUGUGGUUGUUAA
Molecule: messenger RNA, 207 nt
Organism: Strongyloides ratti
Lineage: Eukaryota; Metazoa; Nematoda; Chromadorea; Rhabditida; Strongyloididae
Exons: 2
Coding region: 1-207 (68 amino acids)
Source: RefSeq, a predicted model, not a curated record